ACGAGGAAGCAUAUCACUUAUCUAUGAAAAUGGCGAGCAGUAACAGCGGCGAUGUAAGCCUGGAAAUGAAUGAUGCUCGAAAUGAAACUUCAGAGGAAGGCCAAGAUACCACACCGAAUGAGAGGCCGACAAGUUUACGUAUGACCUCACAGUCUAGAGACGUUGUUGAUUUCAGACAACCACUUCCAUCUCAAGACGAAGCUGAUGGACCACAGCGAAGCUCAUCCUUUAGAAAUCCAUUCGCUGACAGACAGAAGUUCGUCCGACGAUUAUGUGACGCCUCCUUGUUGGCCGCCAAUGUUUCACAACUCCGUGCUGUAUUAGAUGGAAGUCCGGCCGAAAACGAUUACUUUUGGCCACUGAUUAUUAUGAUCAGUUUGUCAAUUCUUUUGCACAUUGUGUUCGGAAUUCUAAUGAUUAAGAGGUGGGAAAAAGAAAGGGAGGCAGAAAUGGAGCACAGAAAAAAUAGCAGCUCGGUUGCAGGCACACCUACUUCUAACGCAAGCGUCUUAACAAAAGAAGCAAAAGGAACUCUGUGUUUUUGUCCGCCAUGUUUAAGCGUAGAAAAAUGCGAUACAUAUAGCAUGUAUGUCAUGCUUUUUAUCGUCGUUUUGAAUGUUGGUAUUGCAGGAAUGGGACUAUCGGGACAAAGAAAGGUUAAAGAUGAAUAGAGGGACUCGAAUCGCCAAUAUGAUCAUCAUGAGAUUUACGAAACUGAAAUUUAAUAUUGUAGAUUUUAAAUCACCAAAUUUGCUACCGUCAAUUUGUAGGUCACUUGAGUAAUCUCGGGUGAGCUAUUGCGAUUGGUCUGUGUUCGUCGUCGUCCGUCGACCAUUAAUAAUAAUUGAAUAUUUUUAAUUUUGAAAACUACCACUCCAAUUCUUUUCAAAUUUGAUAUGAAGCCUCUUUAGGACAAGGGGGAGGGGGAUAAAUUGUAAAUUUCAGGACUCUUGCACCCCUGGGACCUUGGGAGCAGGGCAAAAACUACCAAAAAUUUACCAAUUUUCAAAAUCUUUUUGACAACCACACAUAUGUAAGAAAACUAAUGCAUAGUGAUAUAAAGCUGGAAGGCAUUGACCAGAAUUGUAAAUUUCAUGAUCCCAGCGUAUAGAGCCUCUGACUCCAGGGCGGAGCCAAACUUGGUAGAUAGUAUUUAUAUGUAAAGUAUUUUUAAAAAGCAUCUUCUUUAAUGAUAUUGAUGUUAAAUUGAAACUAUAUGGAUAUUCAGAAUGAGGAGGUUGUCCUUUACCAAAAUUGUAAAUUUCACGAUCACAGGUUUUGGUAUCAGGGUGGGGCCAGAAUGGUCAGUGAUUGAAUGUAUUAACAAGAGAACCUUUUUAACUUUUUCUUUCUAACUACCAAUCCAUGUUUCUUCUUCAAAUUUUGAAUGAAGCAUCUUUGGGACAAGGGUGACAUAAAUUGUGAAUGUAUGGGCUUCUGUAACCCCGAGGCCGUAGGCUUAGGGUAAAAACUGCCAAACAUUGGCCAAACAUUCAAAUGACUUCUCUACGCAUGUGCAUCUGUAAGAAACACUAAAUGGAUAGUCCUACAAAGCAGGAAGGCUUCUACCAUGAUCCACGGGUAGAUUGUGUGGGGUUGGUGGGGGUGCGUGGGGGUAAAAAUUUGAAUAUUUUCUUUAAUGUUAUUGAUGCUAGUUAUUGUUCCAGGUUGGAACCAAAAUCAUUAAACUAGUAGUGAU
Molecule: messenger RNA, 1699 nt
Organism: Ostrea edulis (European flat oyster)
Lineage: Eukaryota; Metazoa; Mollusca; Bivalvia; Ostreida; Ostreidae
Exons: 3
Coding region: 24-671 (215 amino acids)
Biological process (GO): tissue regeneration; cell adhesion
Cellular component (GO): membrane
Source: RefSeq, a predicted model, not a curated record